Myotis lucifugus (little brown bat) is the source of this 1724-nucleotide messenger RNA. RefSeq names its product protein virilizer homolog. Gene Ontology annotation, molecular function: RNA binding. The coding region runs from base 345 to 1526 and encodes 393 amino acids. NCBI's taxonomy places the organism in Eukaryota, Metazoa, Chordata, Mammalia, Chiroptera, Vespertilionidae. The transcript is spliced from 7 exons. Gene Ontology annotation, cellular component: RNA N6-methyladenosine methyltransferase complex. The record is from RefSeq and is a predicted model, not a curated record.
GUUGUUUUCCCCCAUAUUCCGUAUAUUAUGUGUUCUGCAUGUACCAGUGUAUUUUCCAUUGGAUAUUUUUGUUGAGAAAUUUUGGUGCCAGUAUAUUGAGUGCAUGUGUUUACCUAUUUAUUGUGUGAAUCUUACUCAAAGAAAAUGUACUUCAAUUUUGAAGUGACUAAAUCCUUCUUGAAACUAGCCAUUUGUAUUGAUAUAAAACCAAAACAUUAAGGAGAAGAUUGCAGAAAAAUGACUUAAAUAUCUGAGUAAGUUUGGAAGCACCUUUGCAAAUUUCGUUCUCAAAUUUGAUUUGUGUGUGACAUUUACAGGGAUGUUGUGGAGAUGAUAGUGGUCUCAUGGAAGUAGAGGGAGCUCAUCCAUCACGGACGAUGAGUAUUAAUGCUGCAGAGUUAAAACAGCUUCUUCAAAGCAAAGAAGAAAGUCCAGAAAAUUUGUUCCUUGAACUAGAGAAACUUGUUUUGGAACAUUCAAAAGAUGAUGACAAUCUGGAUUCGUUGUUGGACAAUGUAGUUGGACUUAAGCAGAUGCUUGAGUCAUCAGGUGAUCCUUUACCUCUCGGUGACCAAGACGUAGAACCAGUACUUUCAGCUCCAGAAUCUCUCCAGAAUCUGUUUAACAAUAGGACUGCGUAUGUACUAGCUGAUGUCAUGGAUGAUCAAUUGAAAUCUAUGUGGUUUACUCCAUUUCAGGCUGAAGAUAUUGAUGGGGACCUGGAUUUGGUAAAAGUGGACUUAAUUGAACUCUCUGAAAAAUGCUGUAGUGACUUUGACUUGCACUCAGAAUUAGAGCGCUCAUUUUUGUCAGAACCAUCAUCUCCAGGGAGAACCAAGACCACCAAAGGAUUCAAACUUGGGAAGCACAAGCAUGAGACCUUUAUAACUUCAAGUGGAAAAUCCGAGUACAUUGAACCUGCCAAACGAGCUCAUGUUGUGCCACCACCAAGAGGAAGGGGCAGGGGAGGAUUUGGACAGGGCAUACGACCCCAUGAUAUUUUUCGUCAGAGAAAACAGAACACAAGCAGACCACCAUCUAUGCACGUGGAUGACUUUGUUGCAGCUGAAAGUAAAGAAGUGGUCCCGCAAGAUGGAAUACCCCCACCAAAACGGCCACUCAAAGUAUCACAGAAGAUUUCUUCUCGUGGUGGAUUUUCAGGCAAUCGAGGAGGACGGGGAGCUUUUCACAGUCAAAAUAGGUUUUUCACACCGCCUGCCUCAAAAGGAAACUACAGUCGUCGGGAGGGAACAAGAGGCUCCAGUUGGAGCGCUCAGAACACUCCUCGAGGAACUUACAAUGAAAGUCGCGGAGGCCAGAGCAAUUUUAAUAGGGGCCCUCUUCCACCUUUACGACCACUUAGUUCUACAGGCUACCGCCCAAGUCCUCGUGACCGGGCUUCAAGAGGCCGUGGGGGACUUGGACCUUCCUGGGCAAGUGCAAAUAGCGGCAGUGGAGGCUCAAGAGGAAAGUUUGUCAGUGGAGGCAGUGGUAGAGGUCGUCAUGUACGGUCCUUUACACGAUAAAAGUUAUUUUGGGAACAUCCUAAGUGUAUAUGAACAUUUCAUGACAACAACAAAAAACAAUAAAAUAAGACAUUGAAGGACCAACUUAACCUUUUAGCAGUUAUCUGGAAACUCUGAAGAAAUAUUUUUAUCUGAAGAAAGCAGAUUUUGUUUGAUACAUAACACAAGAUUUCAAUAAAAAUCCAAACUUUGUAUGUA